Molecule: messenger RNA, 1248 nt
Organism: Colletotrichum orchidophilum
Lineage: Eukaryota; Fungi; Ascomycota; Sordariomycetes; Glomerellales; Glomerellaceae
Exons: 1
Coding region: 1-1248 (415 amino acids)
Source: RefSeq, a predicted model, not a curated record
AUGGAUCGCCGCCCCCAAGCAUCGUCACUGGCACCGCCAGCCACAAUAGUGAGCAGCCCACCGGAACCUCCGCAACGCCUACGGCGGAGGUUGCAAAAGAAGUUCCUGUCCAUCCGACGUCCUGCGCCUAUCGACCCAUCUGUAUCAAACAAACUCAAUACCGGGGUGGUAGUAGCUGCCCAACAAGCCGGAACAGUCGGCCAACCUUCCCUGCGUCUGUCACCAGACCUGAGCGAUGCCAAAUGGCACGCAUAUCUCGGAGACAGCAACGCAGUUAAGCACUCCGGGUCCAAAUCAAACUCCCAAACUGGACCAAGAACGCCAGAGAAACCAAGAAAAGUCUCAUUCGACACACCCGCACCGGCCAUCAUUCCAGAGUUCUCGCACCUCGCCGUCAGCAACCUGACACCGAGACCCUCUCUCGACAGCUCACUCAGUUCACCGACCUCGUCCAUCAGCACGAGAUCGAGCAUGAGACGCCAUGCCAAGACGCCCAUCUACGCCAUUGGUCAACUGGAAAACGCAAGUUACGGGAGGAGUGCUAAAAUCGCCGAGAAAGUGUCCAGCGUCGACCUAAUUGCCAACCAGUACCGAGAUCUCCUCGAGACGCAGGACACCGACUCAAUACGUACCGACACCCGCCCUGAUCCUUUUCCAUCGCGACAAUCUUUGCUUACCCAAAGCUCUUCCAUCCGGUCACGCCACAGCGCCGGGGAGACACCUGCAGAGCUACGGCGAGACAUCUUUUCGCCAGCGCCGGCACCGCUGUGCCGGGUCUCGGCGUACUCACCAAGGUCCGACGACGGGACGCUGGUUGCAUUUGACGAGGAGGCGAUAUAUUUUAAGCCCAUGUCAUUCUCGCCAGAACCACCGUCGACACCCCCACCGCCGCCGCGCAAUUGCGCCCGGUUGAACCGCAACUCGCACGCUCAAGAAUCGAGUCAGAACUUGAGUUUGCAGAUUGCCAUGGACCUCUUGACCCGCGAACUUUCGACGAGCAUGUUGGACAGGUCGCAGAAGCCGGAAACGGAUGUCUCGUCUCUCCAGAUUUGGGUCAUGAUCGAAGCUUACGAGAGAUUGCGAGAUCAGGUUCUGGAAGCGAGAAAGCAGACCGAAGAGGCGCAAAACUUGGAGACCGUCUUCGACAUUUGGUUGAAGGCUCUCUAUACCCUUCAUGACCAAAUGACCAGUGACGCGGCAUCUCGCGGGAGCAAUUACGAUGGAGCAGAUUUGGAGGCAGGACACUAG